CUGUGCGAGGUGCGAGUGCUCGGGAGGAUCAGUAGCUCGCCUCACCUGAAAUCAAGGUUCUUUGCCCUGAGCGCUUUGCUCUUCGCGUCGAUCCGUGCCCUGUCCAGGGACGCCAAACGCUCCCCCGACCCGAGCACCCCGACGACCAUGUUGCCCAGGUCGCAAAGACGGUAGUUUUUAAUUGGAAAAAUUCCUGGAGGCAUGGGAACAGUGAAUGGACGAAUGCCCGACUCAGAGAACCUUUCGCACUCCUCAUCGGCGUCGCCAGCAGCGAGCACCUGCACCGAGUCCGCCAGCGUGAUCGCCUCCAACCUGAGCUCCCUGUCGCCCCUGAGCACCAGGAAAAACGUCUCCUUUCAUGAGCUGUCGUCCCGCUCCUCGGCCUCAAUGACAGGCGGCGCGACGUGCUCGUCGUCGUCGCCCGAUCUGCCGCGCCACUCGCGACCUCCGCCGCCACCCCGAGCGCCCACCUUCGUCACCCCAUGUCCACUGACCCGCUCCUCGCCCUACCCUCGACUGCCGCCCAACGAAUACGCCUCGAUCAGCGACUUCCCCCGCCAGUUCUACCCGUACCCGUCGCACCCGCACUCGUCCUACCGGCUGGAGGCAGAGCCGCCGCCGCCCCCGACCCCCGAGUACCACGGCUACCGCACCACCUACCUGCCCCUGCGAACGGGCUCUCCUGGCGCCGACCAGGGCUACCACACGCUCGUAGCGCCCAGUCCGCAGGCCUCGUGGGGCGCCCCGUACUCCGAGUCGCCCUUCGACCUCGUCCCGGACGAUGUCCUGGUGCGAAUUUUCUCACACUUGACGACCAAAGAGCUCUGCAGUUGUGCCAGAGUCUGCAGAAGAUGGCACAACUUGGCGUGGGAGCCGAGACUGUGGAGGUCAGUCGCCGUGUCCGGCGGCGACAGGCCUUUGAGGGGACUGCUCAAGAGACUGGCCGGAGAAAACUCGGUUUGCGAUGCCGUCGAGAGAGUUGCUCUUUCUGGGCCAGGCCUCUCCGACAAGUCGCUCCUGUUGCUGGGUAGAAAGUGUCCGAACCUGUCCCACCUCAGAAUCGUCGGCGGCUCGGGAAUGAUCAGCAUUUCCAAUGCGGGGGUCGUCGAACUUGUGACCAGGUGUCCCAAGCUCCUCCACCUUGAUUUGGCCGGCUGCAGCAGCGUGACCUGCAUGAGUGUUGAGGCGCCUGCAAGACACUUGUCCAUUCAGUACCUCGACCUGACCGACUGUGUGGGACUCAGCGACCAGGGUCUGCACACAGUUGUCCAGGCCUGCCCAGCACUCAACUUUCUGUACCUAAGACGAUGUGUGAUGAUAUCGGAUGCUGGAAUUAAGUAUAUUCCCAGUUACUGCACCCAGCUGAGAGAAUUGAGCGUCUCCGACUGCACUCAAGUGACUGACUUCGGUGUCUACGAGGUGGCCAAGCUGGGCGCCAGUCUUCGGUACCUCUCUGUGGCCAAGUGCGACCAAGUCUCGGAUGCUGGCAUCAAACAAGUAGCGCGGUACUGCCACAGAUUAAGGUAUCUAAACAGUCGAGGGUGCGAAGCCGUUGGUGACGACAGUGUAGCCGCCCUGGCUCGUUCUUGCCCUAGGUUGAGAGCACUUGACUUAGGUAAAUGUGACGUCACGGAUCACUCGCUGAGACUUUUAGCGCGAUCUUGCCCGAAUUUGAAGAAGCUGAGUGUGAAGAGCUGCGAGCUGGUUUCCGACGAGGGCAUUCGGCAAAUCGCCUUCUACUGCCGCGGUCUUCAGCAGUUGAACAUUCAGGACUGUGCUGGUGUGUCUCUCGAAGGGUACAGAGCGGUCAAGAAGUACUGCCGGCGCUGCGUCAUCGAGCACACAAACCCAGGAUUUUGCUGACAUUGAACUCUGUGGUGCAUGCAAUCUGUGAUGGUCACUCGACCAUCGCUUGUGAUAAUUCCCAAGUGCCUUUUUAUCGGGCAGACGAUGAGCUGCUUUAAUAUAUUUUUACUGCGGAUCUUGCCUAGUUUUAAACUACGAACAAUGCAAAGAUUUAACUGAUGUAUAUGGUAUUUGUAACAAACAAAAAACAGUAUUUGUUCAAAAAAUUAUUAGUUCAUAUUAAAUUAACAUCAAUUUAUGACAGAAACACAACAACAACAUUU
Molecule: messenger RNA, 2129 nt
Organism: Neocloeon triangulifer
Lineage: Eukaryota; Metazoa; Arthropoda; Insecta; Ephemeroptera; Baetidae
Product: F-box/LRR-repeat protein 7-like
Exons: 10
Coding region: 202-1863 (553 amino acids)
Molecular function (GO): protein binding
Source: RefSeq, a predicted model, not a curated record